Molecule: messenger RNA, 1848 nt
Organism: Cladophialophora bantiana CBS 173.52
Lineage: Eukaryota; Fungi; Ascomycota; Eurotiomycetes; Chaetothyriales; Herpotrichiellaceae
Exons: 1
Coding region: 1-1848 (615 amino acids)
Source: RefSeq, a predicted model, not a curated record
AUGGCGUCAAAGAAGAAGCCAACAGCGGUCCGCUUUGUUGACUCCCACCCUUUCCCGUCCUCCAAGCGAGAACAGGAGCUAAUCCGGGCCUCGGCCCGGUCUCAUGCUGCAACUGUGUCGCACCCAAAAUACAGAAAGCAGUCCACUCAGCGACCAGACGAAGAAACCAGUGCUGCUGCUCUCGCGACUCGUUCGGAGCGAUCCUCAAGUGAAGAGACCACGUCCCCUCCGUCGACACGCCCCGUGGACACCCCGUCUGCUCAGGAACUACUUCAAGAGAGUGCUAAGCCCUGGCAGAAAUUCAACCAGCAGAAUCAACCUUUCCACAGGUAUCGUCUUCCUACCAAGAGUUCCAGCGGAAACAGCAGCACAGAGGCCAAUGUCGGACGCAAGAGGAGGGAGAUUCAAGUCAGGCGAGAUGGAAAUCAAUCGCAGGUGGUUGCACAAAGUUCCAUUCCCAUAUUCAAAGGAAACACUGAUCCGUUCAAUACAACGGUCAUACCAGUCAGUGCACUUGAGCACUUGUUACUUCAACAGGCCCGGGCACAAUCGAUGCUGAACACCUGGCCAUCCGAGAUAGCCUUGCGUCACAAUCACGGCGCCCUCACGGCCGAAUCCCUAAAGAAAAUGCCAGCUUUUAUCACAGACAAAGCUUCUAGUCAUGCAAUUAUCUCCCAUGCAUACUACAGCAGCAGCAGCAGGCAGCGGAACCGAGGCCAGCCGUACGAGCGGACAUUGGGGCAUGCAGAGAAACAUAAAUUCCAGGCACUCAGAGCGCUACAAGAGUCUCUGGAAUCACAGCGGCACACUGGAGACGCUGGAAAGCUGAGGAAAAUCUUCGCCGCCUGCUGCUGGCUUGGAGCCGCCGAGAUGCUUAGCGGCAAUGUUCAUGCAGCAAUAGUCCACUUGACCGCAUCCAGGAAAAUAAUUGAGUCGAUGGGAGGUUGGUCAGCGAUCGGCCGCAUGGAGAAAGAAAUUCUGCUUGGUGCGGUGGUAGGCCUCGCUGCUGCCCUACGCACUCGUCCUGUGAUGGAAAUUGGCGACUUCGACCCUGGAUCGUGGCGCGACUACCCGUGGAGCACCGAGUCGAACGACCCGCCCACAUUAUGCGAAGACUUGAAGCUUGCUUUCCCUGAAACAGCUCCCUCUGAAUCUUCCGGCUCAACCUCCAUCAGCCCGGCCCUAAAAGCUAUAUUUGAAGACAUGCGAGAGCUUUUAGUGAUCGAGGAGCUAAAAUUCAAAUAUGCGACGUCUAAAUCCUCUGGCACGACAGAGAUCUUCCGCUGGUCUCAUGCUCGCAAAGUCGCAGUCCGAGCUCGCGGUCUGCACUACUGUUGCGACUUGGUUGAAGCUGCUAAAAUGGAUGGCAAGCCUAUGACAGUGGUCUCCGCGCCUAAUGGAAUUGCAUCCCAACUCGCGCUUACUUACGAGUUCGCGUUAUGCCUUGCUAUGCGCUGUUUUGAUCGAUGCAUCUUCGAAGAGCACUAUCAACCCGGCGGCGUCUUCCGUGAGAGCAAACGUUACCACAUGGAAAUGACUGCUGUCAUGGAAGCCCUACGGCCCGCGGCCGCGGACUUUUCUCUUGUCCCUGAUGAACGCACACGCGAUGUUCUGUGGAUCUACUCUAUUGGUGCGUACGUGGAAGACGUAUUCUUGCGUCCCGAACUCGAGCGAAAGGGGGACCCGGUGCCGUCUCAGAGGCGAUUUUUCAGCACCCGCUUUAGCUACUUGGUCGCCGCAAACCUGGAUUUUGGUAGCUUUGAAGACGUCACGCGAUUCUUGAGGGAGACAUAUCUCUAUUUUCCCCGGUUGCAAGAUACAAGUUUAAAGAAAUUGGUCGAAUUCUGA